AUGCCGAUCGACACGCCGUCUAAUGGCAAAACACGCCAAAACGUCAGGACUCACAUUACAGCUUGCCAACGCCGUUACGCCAUGCACGCCUCACCGCGCCGCGGCAAAGCCAGGUGCUUCCGUGUCUCAAACCACGACGACGACGACGACGACGACAAGGACGACGACGACGAGGACAAGGACGACGACGACGACGACGACGACGAGGACAAGGACCACCACACUGCCUUGAAGUCUCACUUUACGGUAAACAGUGCAAAGCUUCCAAGCUGCCUCGCAAAACUAGAACAGCUUCGGGCAGUGCACGUGAGUAUUCGCUUUUCUGUUUAUAAUGGGAAGGUUCAGGUGACGUGCAUCCAUCUCAUCAAACUGCUGAAUUGCACGCGGGCAAAAGCCAUGCUGUCAAGCUUCACGCCAGCCAAGCGCAGCAAGGUACUGAAAGAUACGCUCGACGCACCAGUUUUCAAAUCUGCGGACGGCGAUAAAGACCUGACUCUGGCCGUGCUGAAAAGGGCCGUCGCCCAUGCCGAAAAUUAUGGCGUGCACGGCGAGGGUGUGGUGGCCGGUGUCAACAUUACACGUCAGGGCGCCGAAGCAACUACGCGCGCCAUGUGUGGUCUUGGUGAUUUCAAGGGUAUCAAGUGGUGGUGGGACGCAGAUUUCAACAAGUUCAUCCUCACCUGUGCAGAUAAAUAUGUGCAUGGAUCCGCGACGACAGAAUGCGGAGUCCAAACCGCUUUAAUUUCGAAGGCGCACAACAAGAAGACGGGAAAGCCUGGACGAUUGCAAUACUACAGCGACACCUUACUCGAACCUACGCCUUUUGGUCCAGACGGCGCCAUCCUUGUCAAGGACUCCAAGGGCACACCCCACCCUCUGUUGAUUCUUGAGCUCGAAUAUGGCAACCGCGACGCAGCCAGCAUGAAACGACAAGUCACACAAUACUUUGAUACCUUCAAGGACUCGCUACGGUUCUUGAUCAUCAUCAAGGUCUACCAUACCUUUGACUUGGAACCAGCGGUUGAUGAAGCCGCUCAUUUCCGGGCGGGCGUCGUGGUGUAUCAACGUCCGUCGGAGAGUCACGAGGUCACUGUCGCACUAUCCUGGGAUGUGGGUACCCAGCCAUUGACCCAGCAGGCCAAGAGUGCUUGGCGAAACGGUGACUUUUCCAUUACCCUUGACGCCUGGACUCGGAAAGCUGGAAAAGUUGACCCGGGAGACCACGAUGCUCUCUAUUUACGAUACACAGACGACAAUGACAUGAACAUCACCUUACCGUCGUUUGUAUUCCGUGCGCUCAAGUUUGAGGAAGACAAUGCGAACCUGGUGCGGCGGAUCGACGCUGCAAUCGAAGAACGCAACGGCGAGGAUGUCUAUGACAUCAAAGAGAUUAUGAGCGUUGCCUAUAGCAACUUGUUACAUGAAACACGCUAUCGCAGGCAAGCCUAUGCUCUCCUUCGGCAGAUGAGCAUCGAAAGUGCAACAAGAGAUGCAUUGGUGAAAGGUCUUCGAAGCGGGUCCUGCCAUCCGUCCACCGCCAUCUACGAGGCCAUUAUUCACAUCAAGGGUGGCGAGGAUCAGGGACGAGCGUUUUACGCGCAGAACCCUUUCCCCCUGGAGUUCAAACUAUCGCAGAACCAGGAGAGCAGCUGGGCGUUCAAUGCGGAGAGCGCGGCGACGGAAGCAAAUGCCAAUGAUGCAGCACAGAGCGAUGAAGAAGAUGGCACCCAAAACAAUGCCCGCAAUCGCGCCUGCAGCAGAGCAACAAAACACGCCAUGGUCGGUGAAUUCCGGAAGAAACAAAGCCCAAUGCCUCACUGUGCUUCAGGCAGUGUCCAGCUGUCUGGCAAAUCGACGCGAAAGAAGAGCAUCGAGGGUCUCGUACCACCAGACAAACGGCAAGUGCAUGAAGAGCUGGAGCCCCCCGGGUCUAGCGUGCAACGGCGUGUCAUGAGGGCAGCGCGCUUGCAUCAACCAAAGGCGACCAAAGGCGCGUCGCAGGGCAGCGCAAGCUCACAGUAA
This is a messenger RNA of Monosiga brevicollis MX1, 2022 nucleotides long. RefSeq lists its product as uncharacterized. Lineage: Eukaryota; Choanoflagellata; Craspedida; Salpingoecidae. The record is from RefSeq and is a predicted model, not a curated record. The transcript is spliced from 3 exons. Bases 1 to 2022 code for a protein of 673 amino acids.